This is a messenger RNA of Cantharellus anzutake, 1094 nucleotides long. RefSeq lists its product as uncharacterized. The transcript has 4 exons. The record is from RefSeq and is a predicted model, not a curated record. Lineage: Eukaryota; Fungi; Basidiomycota; Agaricomycetes; Cantharellales; Hydnaceae. The coding region runs from base 204 to 860 and encodes 218 amino acids.
UAUGAAAAGCAUUUUGUGUGUUUUGCCUCAUGUCUACCGCGUGUUGGAUCGUUUUGGGAGUAUUAGGGCGCCGAACGUUUAGUAUGGCUGCGCGCGAGUUGUGUCCUUUGUAGCUGGGCUUUCCUCAGAAUCUCUCGGUGCUGCAGUCUUGCCUCAUGGUAGUGUGCAACCGUAUAUAGGCUUCAUGGCUCGAAAGGGAGCGUAUGUCUCAACGUGCUUCAUUAGGAUCUAGGAGGCGUGCCGCCAGUGGUGGCUCGAUUCUAUCAAGCUGGUGGUCGAAGGUCCGAAAACGCACACGCUCAAGGGCGAGCAGCACACGCAGUGCUCCCAACGCCUCACCAUCGGCGCACUCAAUUCCUCGCGCUCUUGGUGCAACCUCCCCCAUAUCAUUCCACUCCCAUUCUAGUGACUCGUCGCAGGUGCCAGCCCCAAGACUGGCACUACUGUUCGAUGGCGCUUACAAUCCCCCUCCACGAUUUGAUCCAAGUGUGAUCCUUUUUGGCCCUGUCCCAUCAAUCCUCCCCGCGUUGAAAAGGCUCCAUAACUUUCCCACCAGCUCCUCAUGCGAGGUCGGGAACUUGCAUCCCUCGGGGAACACAGCAUCUCCUGCAAGAGUCCCUCCUAAUUUACGUUUUAUAUCUCUCUCCAAACCCUUGUUCUCCCCAUAUCCAGAGACACAACUCGAUCUUAGUCACGCUCAGGUGGAGCGGUUCACUGUCAGGGAGGCACUGGGUUCCGGCCGAGGCUAUGCUCUUUUACAGCUUGCCGAGCCAGGUGGCUCGAUGUAUACGUUGCGUUUAGAACAUGGAAAGUUCGAGAAUGGCGAUGAGGGGAAACAGAUUGCUCGGACGAAUAUCUGAACAGCAUCACCGCCGCGGAUAUCGCUUUUGGGAAAGAACAGCCGUUUAUUGAUUUUCUUCACACGUUAGACGCACUUGUCCAGAAAUGGGAGUUCGGAAACAAGUGGGGACGACAUGGGACUAGCCUUUCAUUUGCUUUGUGGAUGGCAAAACAGCUGGCCGAGCACGAUUCUGAAUGGGGAGAAGAUCUUGCAUCGGCCUGGGUUCAGGAGAAUAGCCCAAUUAUUGCCCACC